AUGGUUGAAGGGUUGGUGUCAACAAUUGGAGAAGAGUUGGUUUCCCUGCAGUUGAGAUUAACAGAUGACAAUGAGAAGGAAGAUGUGGUAGAAGUAGUAAGUAGUAAAGAUGAUAAAGAGAAUGCAAUUGAAGAUGAAGAAAAGGGUGGAGAAGAAAAAGAUGACAAAGAAGAGGAAAAACGUGCUCCGCAUAAAGAAGAAAGUAAAUCUCAAGAUAAAGAGAAAAGAGAAGAAAGCGAACUAAAGAAAGAUGAUAAAGAAGAGGACAAAAGUGCUCUGUAUGAAAAAAAGAGUCAAUAUCAACCUGAAGAGAAAAGAGAAGGGAGAGACUCUAAAUUAGGGGAUGACGAGGAAGAAAAAACUAAAGACAAGUCUAGUGAUGCAGCAGCAGAAGAGGAUAAAGGUUUAGGCGAUAAUGAGGAGGGAAAGGAUGAAAUGAAUAAGGAAGCAUAA
This is a messenger RNA of Neltuma alba, 453 nucleotides long. Its product is annotated as cilia- and flagella-associated protein 251-like. The transcript has 2 exons. The record is from RefSeq and is a predicted model, not a curated record. Bases 1 to 453 code for a protein of 150 amino acids. Lineage: Eukaryota; Viridiplantae; Streptophyta; Magnoliopsida; Fabales; Fabaceae.